AAUAGAACCUCAGCUGACCGAAGUGCCGCUAACAUCGGACGUCAAUCCAUAAUAGUCGAGAGGAUCCCAUCCCCUUAAUUUACUUUUCGAAACCGACAUUUAUCCGUGACUCUAGAUAGUGGAGCCAUCCCUAUCCAUCGACCUAAAUCCACUAUUGAAAUCCAGAACGACGCCAUAGAGGAGAAAUAACCGCCGGUCCAUGCAGAAUCCCCACUUGAUUUAGGCUAUAAGUACUGAAAAUGCCCGAGACAUUCUGGCAUCCGAGUCAGUAACGGCGUGGAACCGUUUCAGAUUGAUUAAUGGGGACACUUGGAUCCUAAACCACACACGGACCAACAGCCGAGUCCAUGAAUGAAAACGAACCACUGAAGAAGUCCGGCAUUAAUUCUCCGCGAUGGAGUCAUGCGAUGCCGAUGAAUGAAACUGAGUCUAGGGCAGAGGCCAUCCAUGGUUUAAUUUAGCUUGCUUCAGCUUGGCUGCGAGGGUCGACUUUGGUCUAAAUGGGAAUUCGUAUAAGUUGUUUGGAGUCGACCUCGACAUAAGCAUUUCUCCUGUCAAUUCUUUUCACUCCUUAAGCUGUGAUCCUGGUGAUCAGAUUGUCCAACUCUUACCUUCUUUAUUCUUUUCGUCGAUCAAUAAUUGCUAUGCGUUUCCAGCCUUUGACCACGGCGCUGGCUGUGGGUGUCUCUGCCCAUCUUGCCCAAGCAGCUGGUCUGCAUGAUGCCGCCGUCGCAAAGGGACUCCUCUACUUCGGUACCGCAACCGAUAACCCGGAGCUCACCAACACCUCCUAUGUCACCCAGCUGAACAACACGGGUGACUUUGGCCAGAUCACUCCUGGAAAUUCGCAGAAGUGGGACUCAACCGAGCCGUCUCAGAAUGAAUUCUCCUUCACCAAGGGCGACGUCAUUGCCGAUCUGGCUGACGCCAAUGACCAGAAGCUGAGAUGCCAUAACUUGGUUUGGCACCAGCAGCUGCCUAACUGGGUCUCGAGCGGGUCCUGGACCAACGAAACCCUAAUUGCCGUUCUACAGAACCACAUCACAAACGUUGUGAAGCACUACAAGGGACGAUGCUACGCAUGGGAUGUAGUGAACGAGGCCCUGGCCGACGACGGCUCCUACCGCGACUCCAUCUGGUACAAAACCAUCGGCGAGGCCUACAUUCCUAUCGCCUUCGCAGCUGCCGCUGCCGCCGACCCAGACGUGAAGCUCUACUACAACGACUACAGCAUCGAGUGGGGCGGUUCCAAGUCCACCGGCGCCCAGAACAUCGUCAAGCUAAUCCAGUCCUACGGCGGUAAGAUCGACGGUGUCGGUCUUCAGGCCCACUUCACCGUCGGCCAAACCCCCGCCCGUAAGGACCUCGCCAGCAACCUGAAGGCCUUCACCGAUCUCGGCGUAGAGGUCGCCUACACCGAGGUGGACGUGCGUAUGAAGACCCCGGCGACAGACGCCAACCUGCAGCAGCAGAGCACCGAAUUCGCCAACAUCGUCGGUGCUUGUCUCGAUACCGAGGGCUGUGUCGGGGUUACCAUCUGGGACUGGACCGACAAGUACUCCUGGGUGCCCAGCACAUUCCCGGGCUACGGUGCUGCCUGCCCCUGGGACGAGAACUUUGAAAAGAAGCCCGCGUACCAGGGCAUUUUGGAGGUUUUGGGAGGUGAGGCUUCUGCUUCUACUUCUACUUCUGUCUCUGCUUCUGCCUCUGCACCUGCACCUGAGACCACUUCUGCCGUCCUCUCUACCACUACUGCUGCCGUCACCUCUUCUUCUACUACUUCUUCCAGCACUAGCACCAGCAUCAGCUCCAGCUCUUCUUCCGCUAUCAUCUCUUGCACUGCGGCCGCUUCUUCUACUUCUUCCAGCUCUCCAAGCACUACUUUGGCCACCUCUUCCAGCACUUCCUCCGCCAUUCCUUCUGCUUCUUCAUCAGCUACGCCAACUGACUUCAUCCCUCAGCCUAGUUCAACCGCCACCGGCCGCGUCAAAGUCUACUACCAGUGCGGCGGUAUUAACUAUCAGGGUAGCACCGAGUGCGAGGAGGGUCUGACCUGCAAGAAGUGGAACCCUUAUUACUCGCAGUGUAUUCAGGCCUAGGUUUAUCUAUAAAUGCCAUAAGAAUUGGUUUGUUGGAUU
Molecule: messenger RNA, 2138 nt
Organism: Aspergillus caelatus
Lineage: Eukaryota; Fungi; Ascomycota; Eurotiomycetes; Eurotiales; Aspergillaceae
Product: putative endo-1,4-beta-xylanase
Exons: 5
Coding region: 645-2099 (484 amino acids)
Biological process (GO): carbohydrate metabolic process
Cellular component (GO): extracellular region
Molecular function (GO): cellulose binding; hydrolase activity, hydrolyzing O-glycosyl compounds
Source: RefSeq, a predicted model, not a curated record